Nicotiana tabacum (common tobacco) is the source of this 1462-nucleotide messenger RNA. RefSeq lists its product as uncharacterized. The record is from RefSeq and is a predicted model, not a curated record. NCBI's taxonomy places the organism in Eukaryota, Viridiplantae, Streptophyta, Magnoliopsida, Solanales, Solanaceae.
AUGAAGGAGAAGCUCUUGCUUAGGAAGAAGAAGGAGAAGUUUGGAAAAAGUUUCAAGAUCAACAAACCAUCACAUAUUUAUAAGAUUUGGAAGACACUUGAUUUGAAAUGGCAGACCAUGAUUAGCAUGAAGAUCAAAACUGCAAAGCCAAUCAAGGCCACACUUGAAUCGAUACAACAUGUCAACAAACAACGUCAUGAUGGCGCAUUAUGUCAUGAUGUCACCUUUUCUCUUGGACCAGAUGGCUCCAACAAACUUCCUAGGAAAUUCAAAGAAUUCAAAAUGANUUCACAAACCAAAAUUUUUUCUCUUCACCAAUACAGAGCGUUACUAAUAACAACAGUUUCAUUCAAGCUGGCGAUCAAUAAUCAAGAAACAAGUGUCCGUGAAUUCAAGCCUAAGAACAGGCGAAUCAUGGGAGCUGGAGGGCCAGAUGAAGAGGACAAUAGGUGGCCACCAUGGUUGAAGCCAUUGUUAAAGGAACGUUUCUUUGUUCAAUGCAAGUUACAUGCUGAUUCCCACAAGAGUGAAUGCAAUAUGUACUGUUUGGACUGUAUGAAUGGCGCUCUCUGCUCUCUUUGUUUAUCUCAUCACAAGGAACAUCGUGCCAUUCAGAUAAGAAGGUCAUCUUACCAUGAUGUGAUAAGGGUGAAUGAAAUACAGAAGUAUUUGGACAUCACUUCAGUUCAGACCUACAUUAUCAACAGUGCAAAGGUUGUGUUCUUGAAUGAGAGGCCACAACCUAGGCCAGGCAAAGGUGUCACUAAUACCUGUCAGGUUUGUGAAAGGAGUCUCCUCGACUCCUUCAGAUUCUGCUCUCUUGGCUGUAAGAUUGUUGGGACAUCACAGAAUUUCGUGGAAAAGAAGAGGGCGGCGGUGACAGCAGCAGCCUAUGACUCGGAGGACUCUUACAGUAGCAGCAACCAUAGCUGGCGAAACAAGGUUCAAAGUUUCAGUCCGUCAACGCCCCCUCAAACUUCGGUUAAUUAUAGAACAGCCAAACGAAGAAAGGGAAUUCCUCAUCGAGCCCCAAUGGGAGGAUUAGUUAUAGGAUAUUAAGUUAAUCAAGUCCAAGUUCAGUUGCUCCUAAUUAGCAUAUCAGCACCACGUACGUAUUACUAAUCAGAAUGCAGCUCCUCCAAUUCCCUUAAAACACUAGUGCUUUCUCACGAAAAGGCCAGUGUUUGAUAGAGCACUACUGUAUAUAGUUUAGUGCUACUAGUAUAUGAAGGGAAACGUUGGAGGGUGGAAGCCCGAAUAGGAAAGUGUGAAGGGGAGUUACAAGUUAGGAGUUGGGCUUAUAGUAAGCUAAUAGUAGUAUAAUACAUAGUAUGAUGGAAUAUCAGAUACUGUGACUCUUGGCUUGCUUUUUAGAGUGGUUAUACAUAUGUUUUGUUUGGUUUUUUUCCCCCUGUAAUCAAAAUGUAAAUAUACAGAUAUUUUAGCAGACGUGUCUAUCUAA